Messenger RNA from Nannospalax galili (Upper Galilee mountains blind mole rat), 2326 nucleotides. RefSeq names its product target of myb1 membrane trafficking protein (gene Tom1). The record is from RefSeq and is a predicted model, not a curated record. The transcript has 15 exons. Gene Ontology annotation, biological process: signal transduction. Gene Ontology annotation, cellular component: endosome; membrane. Gene Ontology annotation, molecular function: phosphatidylinositol binding; clathrin binding; ubiquitin binding. NCBI's taxonomy places the organism in Eukaryota, Metazoa, Chordata, Mammalia, Rodentia, Spalacidae. The coding region runs from base 188 to 1675 and encodes 495 amino acids.
UCCCUCCCUCCCUCUCCGGUGCCCCCACCACCGCCGGGGGCAGGGCCUGGUGGCUGUGCUCCAGAUCCCCGGCCUCGCCCCACCCGCACCUCCCCUCGGGCCGGCCACCGGAUCACGUGACGGGUCGGCGGCGCCGGCGGUUGCUGUCAGCUGAUUCUUGGGGCUGGUGGAAGCGUCAGCCGCGGCGAUGGAUUUUCUCCUGGGGAACCCGUUCAGCUCUCCGGUGGGACAGCGCAUUGAGAAAGCUACAGAUGGCUCCCUGCAGAGCGAGGACUGGGCCCUCAACAUGGAGAUCUGUGACAUCAUCAACGAGACAGAGGAAGGCCCCAAAGAUGCUGUCCGUGCAGUCAAGAAGAGAAUCGUGGGGAAUAAGAACUUCCACGAAGUCAUGCUAGCUCUCACUGUCUUGGAAACGUGUGUUAAGAACUGUGGGCACCGCUUCCAUGUGCUGGUAGCCAGCCAGGACUUUGUGGAGAGUGUGCUAGUGAGGACCAUCCUGCCUAAGAACAACCCACCUACCAUCGUGCAUGACAAGGUGCUGAACCUCAUCCAGUCCUGGGCUGACGCGUUCCGAAGCUCGCCUGAUUUGACAGGUGUUGUUGCGGUGUACGAGGACCUGCGGAGGAAGGGCCUGGAGUUCCCCAUGACUGACCUGGACAUGCUGUCACCCAUCCACACGCCCCAGAGGACUGUGUUCAAUUCAGAGACACCAUCAGGACAGAACUCUGUGGGCACUGACGUCAGUCAGCGAGGAGACGUGAGCCAGCAUGCCACCCAUGCCACCCCUCUGCCAACUCCAGCUGCUCUUCCUGGUGAUUCACCCAUUAUGCCAACCCCUGAGCAGAUCGGGAAGCUGCGCAGUGAGCUGGAGAUGGUGAAUGGGAAUGUGCGGGUGAUGUCAGAGAUGCUGACAGAGCUGGUGCCCACCCAAGUGGAGCCCGCAGACCUAGAGCUGCUGCAGGAGCUCAACCGCACCUGCCGUGCUAUGCAGCAGCGGGUCCUAGAGCUCAUCCCACGAAUUUCCAAUGAACAGCUGACAGAGGAGCUACUCAUGGUCAACGACAACCUCAACAAUGUGUUUCUGCGCCAUGAACGGUUUGAACGGUUCCGAACAGGACAGACUGCCAGGGCUCCCAGUGAAGCUGAGCCAGCCGCUGACCUGAUUGACAUGGGCCCUGAGCCUGCAGCCACUAACAACCUCUCGUCCCAGCUGGCAGGAAUGAACCUGGGCUCCAACAGUGUGAAAGCUGGCCUACAGUCUCUGGAGACCUCAGGCCGCCUGGAAGAUGACUUUGACAUGUUUGCUCUAACUCGGGGCAGCUCGCUGGCUGACCAACGCAAAGAGGUCAAAUACGAAGCUCCCCAAGCCACAGAUGGCCUGGUUGGAGCCCUGGAUGCUCGACAGCAGAGCACUGGAGCGAUCCCCGCCACCCAGGCCCGAUUCAUGGAGGACAUUGAGCAGUGGCUGUCCACGGAUGUGGGGAGCAAUGCUGAUGAGCCCUCGGGUGUCACCAGUGAAGAAUUUGACAAGUUCCUGGAAGAACGGGCCAAAGCUGCCGAUCGAUUGCCCAACCUGGCCAGCCCCUCAACCGAGGGACCCCCGGGACUCUCUCCUGGCACAGCUCCUCGGAGGAAGACCCAGGAAAAGGAUGAUGACAUGCUGUUUGCCUUAUAAGUGCAGGGUCUGGCACCCUGUAGCCCAGGGCCCCAUGUUCCCACAACCCCUGGGGCCCCUCCCUCCCUUGGUGUUAAGGCUGCUUGGGAGUGCUCAUUACCCCCUUCUCUCCUCCUGGGAGGCAGCAGGAUGAAUUGAGAGAGUAGGUCAUCUCUCCACUGGGGACCUGACCAUUCCUGCCUCUCUCUCCAUCCUGCUAACCACCAUGACUCAGCUGAGACCUGGGGUCCCCAGACAGCUGAGCUGAUGUGACCUGGUUGACCUAGUAUGAUUCUUCUGGACCCUUCCCAGAGGAGCCCCUCAGAACCCACAUUGCCAGGUUAGGUGAAAGGGGACAUUGCCCAUCCUCUGCCUCUGCAGAGUUGGGCCUGAAGGCUUUGGCUAGCUGUCAGGGUAGGCUGUGAUGGUCCCUGCUGAGCUGCCCACUGUCGAGGUACGAAGCUGCACCCAGUUAGGUAAAACCUCACAAGCCAAGAUGAGACCUCGGGGUUCCAGGCACCUGGAGCCCCACAGUCCUUCCACUGCCUUUCCCCCAUCCUGGCUCUAUUCCUCUGCCAGGGCUCUACCACAUGGGGCUCACCUGUUGAUCGAUCCUCUGGUACAGGGAGAGGUGCCUUUUGUAUCCCCAAAUAAAAGCAGAAAACUCUGUCA